Nezara viridula (southern green stink bug) is the source of this 1373-nucleotide messenger RNA. The record is from the annotation of a GenBank genome assembly. Lineage: Eukaryota; Metazoa; Arthropoda; Insecta; Hemiptera; Pentatomidae.
GGCAACUUGAGGCUGCGACUGAGAACUCCCUCAUGCCGAACCAGUAUUGGAUAGGAUUCUCUUUUAAUUAGGGAUGAUUUUUUCACUAUUGGUUCUCGCAAGCUUCGCCUCGUUCACUUGUGCAAGUCGGAUCUCUUGCAGGGGUAUUGGCAGUGAUAAAAAGCCAGAAAACUGUUCUCACGGAGCAGUGGAAGUACGGAAAAAAUGGGUUUGUGCCAAAGGCCCUGGAGAAAGGUGAAGAUUAAUUUUGAAUGAUUGUAUACCUACGACUAAACAAAGUUAUUAAAUUUCGUGCAUUAUCAAAGAAAGAGACAAUUACAAGCAACAAUCAGAGAGAGUUAGAAAAAAAAAUAGGUGUGGAGGUUACCAGGAGCUAUGGGGGAAGUGCGGAUUGGGGAUGUACUGCGACAAUUGCGGCUUAUGCAGAGGUUGUUCCACUCAAGUCCUGAUUGAUUAUAACAGAUCCGUCUGCAACAAUACCACUUGCACCAGACAACCAUAUUAUCCUGGUUAUUCAUGACACAAUCAACGUAUAAAUGUUUUAAUUUAUACACAGUUUAAAUAGAAUUGUGCCAAUAUGUGUAAAAAGUAUAAUUUAAAACAGAACAUAAUUUAUUUCAUCAAGUUCUUUGAACAAUAGUAGGUGAUCCGUUCUAUGUAACCGACAAAACCCUAAACCAUGACCAUAAUACCCCAUUUGUCCAAAACCUUUUCCUAGAAAAAUUAUCCUAAUUUCACCAAAACCUUUUACACCUCUCAAAUCUCCUUGCACAAUCCCUAUUCAGCUCAACCCAUCCCUACAAACCUCCUCGAAGGCUAAAGUGAGAGGCUUUGGGAUCUCCUUAACUUCCGAUUUUCCUUUCAAAUUUGUGGGAAAAGGCUCGGAGUUCUGAACAUUUGUAAAUAUUGUAUUUAAGUAUGUCUGUAUUUAAGUUGUUAUUUUGAUUAGUAUGAGUUUCUUUUGUUUUUAUGUAUUUAUUUAUUAUUAGUUUCAUUAUUAAGGUGUUUUUUUUAUUUUAUUUGUAGUACAUAUAGCGUAUAUGAGCUACUCUAUCAUUAUUAUCAAUGUUCUUAAUUGUGACAAAAUGUAAUAUUACUUAAAAAAGAAAUUUAAAAUAUAUUAAAAAAAUAUUACAUAAAUGAUUUUUUUUUUUUUUCUCAAACGAAAACGUAACACCUAUUCAAGUUUUUCCUUGAAUAUGGACGAUUUCAAAUAAACUCUUCUUUAUUAUUCAAACAAAUGAAAACAAUUUUUUUUACUAUUUUGAACCUGAUCACUUCAAAUUUUAGCGCUUUUGAUUCAAUUAAAAACUAAAUGAACUUUACAUGCGGUGGUACAAAAAAAUUAUGCCAUUGCCAACACCACUAAUUUA